AUGGAAACUCUUGAACAUGCAAACUUAGUAGAUAUUGUAUUCUCUUGGACUCUUGAGGAUGUUAUCAACGAAAAUCUUUUCAAGCACAAGGUGAAGAAGAUUCCAUCGACAUUCUGCUCCAAAAAAGAUUACUUGAAUUCAUUCAUUCCUGCAUUGAUUGAGGAAACACAUAGUGAUUUGUCUUCAAGCUUGAUAAGUGUGUCUCAAGCUCCUUCUUGUGAAAUCAUGACGAUUGAAAGGUCCAAGGACUUCAAACUUCCCAAUGCCUUAUUCUAUCAGAUUACCUUGAAGAGCACCACUGAUGAUGUGAAAGGUGUAGGAAAAUACGAACCUGAGUCUGGAGAUCUCAUUGCAUUCUCAAAUAUAAGACCUAGAAGCAGAGAUGACUUGAAAAAGACCAAAGAAUACUGGCAUAUUGCUUAUGUUCUGAAGCCACCAGAUAUAUUUAGUAAUGAAAUCCGUAUACUGACAUCUAAGUUCAUAGAAAAUGAUAUUGAAAUUGACUUGAGAAGCAACAAAGUACAAGAGCUUUAUGCAGUGGAUCUUUUGAACAUGACAACAAAUGUUCGUAUUUGGAAUGCCUUGACCUCGAAAUUGAAGGGUGCAGGUCAGAGCAUUGUUAAGAAAGUGCUAAAAGCUUAUUCAACAAACGGAGAAAACUGUCAUGUUUGCUUUUCUGGAAAAAAUUGUAGCAACAGCCAAGCCUAUACUAUUGCACAAAACAUAAUCGAUGCUCAGAAUCUGAAUGAGUCUCAAAAGGAUGCAGUUUUAAGCUGUGUCACAAUGAAGAAAUGUCAGCAUAAUGACACUAUUAAACUUAUAUGGGGUCCCCCGGGAACUGGGAAAACGAAAACAGUUGCUUCCUUGUUACUUUCCCUUCUCAAGCUGAAAACCAAAACGUUGGCGUGCGCUCCAACUAACACUGCAGUCGUGGAAGUGGCUGGGAGAUUGCAUGGUUUGGUUAAGGGUUCUGUUGAGUCACUUGAUUGUAAGACGUAUGGGCUUGGUGACAUACUGUUAUUUGGCAAUAGUUCUAGAAUGAAAAUUGAGUCUUACAAGGGUCUUGCGGAAGUGUUUUUGGACAAUCGUGUUGAUGAUUUAUUGCGCUGUUUUUCUCCAAUGAUUGGGUGGAAACAUUACUUGGAAUCAAUGAUAAAGUUUCUAGAGGAACCCAAAGAGGCAUAUGUUUUAUACAAGCAUGAUGUUAAGGUGGAGAACCUAUUGUCAUUAGAAGAAUUUGCGAAGCAAAGUGGCACUCAUGUAGACCUUGCAUAUGGUUCAUAUAAGAAACGUGUUCAGAAGAAUCGUGCUCGAAUGACAUUAGAGCAAUUUGUGGAGAAAAAGUACCCUUAUAUUGUAAUGCAAUACCAGGCCUACAAAGAUGAGAAGCAGUUAAGUGCUGGUAUGACAAUGGAGCAAUUUAUAAAGCAGAGGUUCGGUUUCCUUGCAGAGAAUCUCAAGAUAGUCAUGCGGACCUUGUACACGCACUUGCCAACAUCUUUGAUUCCAUUGAAGGUGUUGAAGAGCAUGUUGAGAGCUUUCGAUUUGCUAAAAUCUCUUGAAGCUUCCACGUACCAAAACGUGUCCAAACACGUACUCUCUGAUUGUGAAGAUGGACAAAGCGUUCUUGGUCGCUUUGGAUGGUUAGGCUUCGAAAGAAAUGAGUGUCUUGAGAUCCUAAAUAUACUUUCUCGGUCAAUUUCACUUCCCAACAACCUUCGAACCGAAUAUGGCAUAUCAAAUUUUUGCUUGAAGAAUGCGUGCCUUGUUUUUUGUACAGCUUCAAGUUCUUCUAAAUUGUACAUGGAAGGGAUGGAACCAUUCCGUUUUGUAGUAAUUGACGAAGCAGCACAACUAAAAGAAUGUGAGUCAGCCAUUCCAUUGCAACUUCCCGGCCUACGUAGAGGUGUCCUCAUAGGUGAUGAGAAACAACUUCCUGCAAUGGUCAAAAGCAAGAUUGCUGACAUGGCUGAAUUUGGAAGAAGUAUGUUUGAGAGGCUGGUAUUGUUGGGGUACAGGAGGCAUAUGCUCAAUGUUCAAUAUAGAAUGCAUCCAUCCAUUAGCAUGUUUCCAAGUAAAGAGUUCUAUGAUCAGCAACUUUCUGAUGCUCCUAUUGUCACAGGAAAAAGCUAUGACAAACGUUUUCUUGAUGGGAAAAUUUAUACUUCCUACUCUUUUAUAAACAUUUCUAAGGGUAAAGAGCAGCCUAAUCAGGACUAUAGUUUGAUGAACAAAAUUGAGGUUGCUGCUAUCUCCCAUAUUAUUGGAAGCCUUAAAAAAGAGUCUGUGAAGACCAGGAAGAAAGUUAGCAUAGGAAUCAUAUCGCCAUAUAAGGCUCAAGUCCAUGAAAUCCAGCAAAAGGUAAAGAAGUACAUUUCGGUUUCUGAUUCUUACUUCUCUGUUAGUGUUCGCUCUGUCGAUGGUUUUCAAGGUGGUGAAGAAGAUAUUAUAAUAUUAUCUACUGUGAGGUCUAAUGGGCGUGGAAAAGUGGGUUUUCUUUCCAACAGGCAAAGAGCAAAUGUUGCUCUUACCAGAGCUAGCAACUCUGUAUGGAGAAAGCUAGUUGUUGAUGCUAAGAAAAGAGACUGCUUCCAUAAUGCUGAUGAGGACAAGAAAUUGAGUCGGGCAAUUAAGGAUGCUAUUUUUGAGCUUGAAUUGCUUGAAUCUGAGUCACGGUUUAAGAUUCUCAGUUUACGUGAAAAGUCUGAAGUCACGCAGACGGAGGUUUGA
Sphenostylis stenocarpa is the source of this 2730-nucleotide messenger RNA. NCBI's taxonomy places the organism in Eukaryota, Viridiplantae, Streptophyta, Magnoliopsida, Fabales, Fabaceae. The record is from the annotation of a GenBank genome assembly.